Messenger RNA from Oldenlandia corymbosa var. corymbosa, 1977 nucleotides. The record is from the annotation of a GenBank genome assembly. Lineage: Eukaryota; Viridiplantae; Streptophyta; Magnoliopsida; Gentianales; Rubiaceae.
CAAUUUUGCUUAAUAGCUCCAUGUAGAGUUGUUAAUAUUCUACCUAACAUUUCUUAAUCAACCCUCUAAUCAUUGUUCAAGCUGCAGCUUCAUCUCUUCUUCAUAUACAGUUGACCUUCAUUAAUCCUAAAAACCCUUUAUAUAUUUUUCAUCAUUUUCCCCCAAGGUAGCUCUUUCAAUUUCUUCUUCAAGAAUUUAAAUGGGACAAGAAACAAAAACACUUGAUGAUGAAUAUGAAGUCACAGAUGUGUUAGGGAGAGGAGGGUUUUCAGUUGUAAGAAGAGGGCUUAAGAAAUCAUCAAAAACCCAACAACAACAAGUAGCCAUUAAGACACUAAGAAGAUUUGGACCAUGGAACACUAAUAUGGCUGCUGGAAGAGCUUCAAGACAAGCUUUAGUUUCGGAUGCUUUGCUAACGAAUGAACUUUUGGUCAUGCGGAAAAUCGUGGAAGACGUUUCGCCACAUCCCAACGUGAUCCAUCUUCAUGAUGUUUGUGAAGAUCCAAAUGGAGUUCAUCUGAUUUUAGAGCUUUGUUCCGGCGGCGAAUUAUUCGACCGGAUUGUGGCGCAAGAAAGGUAUAGUGAAGCCGGUGCCGCGGCUGUGGUUAGACAAAUUGCUGAAGGGUUAAACGCGAUUCAUAAGGCUAAGAUUGUUCAUCGUGAUUUGAAGCCUGAAAACUGUCUCUUCUUGAGUAAAGAGGAGGAUUCUCCUUUGAAGAUUAUGGAUUUCGGGUUGAGUUCUUUAGAGGAUUUUACUGAUUCUGUGGUUGGAUUGUUUGGUUCGAUCGAUUAUGUCUCGCCGGAAGCACUUUCUCGGGACAAAAUUACGACCAAAAGUGAUCUUUGGUCACUUGGAGUCAUUCUCUACAUCCUACUCUCCGGGUAUCCGCCUUUUAUCGCGCCAUCAACAAGACAAAAGCAACAGAUGAUAUUGCAAGGGUCUUUCAGCUUUCACGAGAAAACAUGGAAGAGCAUAACUUCUUCAGCAAGGCAACUAAUUUCCAGUCUUCUUACAGUUGAUCCUCAGAGAAGACCAAGCGCUGCCGAGAUUCUUCAACAUCCAUGGGUCACUGGGGAUUUGGCAAAGCAAGAACAGAUGGAUGCGGAGAUUGUUUCACGCCUUCAGAGCUUCAACGCGAGGCGUAAGUUCCGAGCUGCUGCAAUGGCAAGCGUUUUGAGUAGUAGCUUUUCCCUCAAAACCAAAAAGCUUAAAAAUUUGGUGGGGGCUUAUGAUCUCAAACCUGAGGAACUCGAGAAUCUCCAAAUCCAUUUCAAGAGAAUAUGCAAAAAUGGUGAGAAUGCAACACUUGCAGAGUUUGAGGAAGUGUUGAAAUCCAUGGAAAUGUCGUCGCUUGUUCCGCUAGCGCCUCGUAUCUUUGAUCUGUUUGACAACAAUCGGGAUGGAACUGUGGACAUGCGAGAGAUUGUGGGUGGUUUCUCUAGUCUUAAGUAUUCAAAGGGCGAGGAUGCGCUGCGGUUAUGUUUCCAGAUGUAUGACACAGAUCGAUCUGGAUGCAUUAGCAAGGAAGAAGUAGCAUCAAUGCUCAGGGCAUUGCCGGAUGACUGUCUUCCGGUGGAUAUCACAGAACCUGGAAAGUUGGACGAGAUAUUUGAUCUAAUGGAUGCAAAUAAUGAUGGUAAAGUCACGUUUGAAGAGUUCAAAGCUGCAAUGCAAAGAGAUAGCUCCCUCCAAGAUGUCCUCCUUUCCUCUCUUCGACCUAAUUGAUUAUUCUUUUCUUCUGUCCAAAAAUAAUUAUCAUUUGGGGUAUAAGUCCAUUAGUUUAGUAUUUAAGGGUUUGUUCCAUCAUUUCCUAAAUUAAUUAAUUAUCAUUACAUUUUUCUUGUAGCGAUAAUUCCUAGCAAGUAAUGUUGUUUGAGGCUGAACUAAUUAGCUCCCUUCUUCUAAACUCUUAAUUUACUCAAUAAACGAAAUGUAAUGAUUUUUUAAUAACACUUUUAUGUAAGGGCGACUUCAAU